AUGGCUGAAUCCUGCAGGAUCCUGGUCCUGUUCUGCAAGAUUUCAAUCCUGUCCUGUUCUGUCCUGCCUCCCAUGAUCCUGCAGGAUCCUGAAAUCCUGAAAAAUCCUGCCAAAAUUUCCUUAACCCAUAAGGCCGAAAAGGGCUGGAGUGGAGGGUUACCCGCCGGUCCCAGAGGUUUGCCUUUUGUGGGAUACCUACCAUUUCUCAGCAAAAAGCCCCACAAAGACAUCGCCAAAUUGAGUGACAAAUACGGAUCUGUAUUCACAUUGCAAUUAGGAGUGCAUAAUGUGGUCAUACUUAACGACUGGGAAUCAGUGAAGGAAGCCUUCAAUAACGACGACUUUUUAGGCAAACCCACGAGUAGUGUGUUUACAGUCGGCGCCCCCACUACUAGUUUUGUUGAUGACAGUGGACAGGUAUGGCGAGAUCAUCGGCGCUUUGCACUACAGGUUCUUCGAGACUUAGGUUUCGGGAAGGGGUCUAUGGAGGACAGGAUCACCGAUGAGAUCAGUUAUCUCACAAAACUUAUUGAUGAGACAAAUGGCGAGGCAAUAAAUAUCCACAAACUCCUGACGCCCAGUAUGUCCAACAAUAUCAGUAAUUUGGUGUUUGGGCGCCGAUUGGAGUUCGACGACCCCAGUCGUCAGGCUAUGGACGAGAUGUUGGACAAGGUUUCCAAAAUGCUUAACAUUAUUGGUUUGCUGGGAACUACACCCGAGUGGUUGGGUAAACUUAUUCUUAUAGUCGGCGCUUUUGGUAACAAAAAUAAGUUUGAUAAAGUGAUCGGAAUUUUUGAUAAGGAGAUAUCGUCGCACCAGAAGUCGUUUGAUGUGAACAAUAGAGUCAAUGAUUAUAUCGACGGAUACUUAGCGGAGAUGGAAGUGAGACAACGAAAGGAUCCCAACACUCACUUCACCCUGGCGAAGUUAGGAGAGAAUAGUCGAGCGUUUUUUGGUGCCGGAAGUGAAACUGUGAGGACUACUGCUGAAUGGCUCCUAUUAUUGGUCGUUAAGUACAGCGAACACCAGAAGAGGAUUCACGAAGAGAUCGAUUCUGUGGUCGGAAGAGAUCGGAGUCCCUGUUAUGCCGACAGACUUCAUAUGCCGUUCACUCAGGCGUUCAUUAACGAAGUGUUUCGUUGGAAAACUAUAGUUCCCGUAAAUCUGAUGAGAAGAGCUCUAAAGGAUACGACAGUUUUGGGUCAUUUCAUACCUAAAGACACUACAGUUAUGGCCAAUAUAUGGGCCGUUCAUUAUGACCCCAAAGUAUGGGAUAAACCUGAACAGUUUAAUCCGAAUCGAUUCCUCACUAGUGAUGGCAAAGAAUUACUUAAAACCGAGGCUUUAAUACCAUUUUCCUACGGUUUACCCGCCGGUCCCCAAGGCCUGCCGUUUGUGGGUUACCUGCCAUUCCUCGGCAAACAGCCUCAUAAAGACAUCGCCAAAUUGAGUGACAAAUACGGAUCUGUAUUCACAUUGCAAUUAGGAGUGCAUAAUGUGGUCAUUCUUAACGACUGGGAGGCUGUGAGGGAUGCCUUUAAUAACGACGACUUUUUGGGAAAACCUACGAGUAGUGUGUUUACAGUCGGCGCCCCAACUACUAGUUUUGUUGACGAUAGUGGACAGGUAUGGCGAGACCAUCGGCGCUUCGCCCUACAGGUGCUCCGAGACUUAGGUUUCGGUAAAGGGUCUAUGGAGGACAAGAUCACCGAUGAGAUCAGUUAUCUCACAAAACUUAUUGAUGAGACUAAUGGCAAGCCCUUGGAUAUCCACAAACUCCUGACGCCCAGUAUGUCCAACAAUAUCAGUAAUUUGGUGUUUGGGCGCCGAUUGGAGUUCGACGACCCCAGUCGUCAGGCUAUGGACAGGCUGUUGGACGAGCUGGGUAAGAUGUUCAAUGUUAUCGGUUUGUUGGGAACUACACCCGAGUGGUUGGGAAAACUCAUUCUGUUGGGCGGCCUCUUAGGCAGCAAAAAGAAGUUUGAUAUCGUGUCCGGAAUUUUUGAUAAGGAGAUAUCGUCGCACCAGAAGUCGUUUGAUGUGAACAAUAGAGUCAAUGAUUAUAUCGACGGAUACUUAGCGGAGAUGGAAGUGAGACAACGAAAGGAUCCCAACACUCACUUCACCCGUCAGUCCAUACAUACAGACAUUGUCCAGAAGUCGUUUGAUGUGAACAAUAGAGUCAAUGAUUAUAUCGACGGAUACUUAGCGGAGAUGGAAGUGAGACAACGAAAGGAUCCCAACACUCACUUCACCCUUUCAAAAUUAGGAGAGAAUAUGAAAGCGUUUUUCGGGGCCGGAAGUGAAACGGUUAGGACUACUACGGAAUGGCUGUUAUUACUGUCCGUCAGAUACAGCGAACACCAGAAGAGGAUUCACUCAGAGAUCGAUUCUGUGGUCGGAAGAGAUCGGAGUCCCUGUUAUGCCGACAGACUUCAUAUGCCGUUCACUCAGGCGUUCAUUAAUGAAGUGUUUCGUUGGAUAACUAUUUUACCCUUAAAUGUGAUGAGAAGAACUCUAAAGGAUACGACAGUUUUGGGUCAUUUCAUACCUAAAGACACCAGAGUUAUGGCCAAUAUAUGGGCCGUUCAUAACGAUCCCAAAGUAUGGCAUAAACCGCAAGACUUUAAUCCGAAUCGAUUCCUCACAAGUGAUGGCAAAGAAUUGCUUAAAAUCGAGGCUUUGAUACCUUUUUCUUUCGGUAAGCGUUCGUGUGUUGGGGAGACGUUAGCACGAGUGGAGGUAUUCCUGUAUUUCGUAUCACUUCUACAGAAAUACACAUUAAGUGCAGCAAAUGAUGAGAUGUUGACUCUGGAUAACAAUUUUGGACUAACAUUACAACCCAAAGAUCCAUUGGCAUUCAAUAUGUUAUUCAUUUAUACGGUGUUUGACUAUGUGUUUGAAAAUGUGGGCUCUUUUACGCUAUUCAUACUGUUUGUCAGUUUAGUCCGACAUGUGUUGAGUAACUUAAGGCAACGGCGGCGACUGCCACCCGGCCCGGCAGGCCUACCACUAGUCGGCUAUUUGCCAUCACUGGGCACUGAGCCCUACAAAGACAUCGCACGGUUGAGCGCUAAAUACGGCAAUAUUUUUACAUUGCAAUUAGGAGUGCAUAAUGUGGUCAUACUGAACGACUGGGAGGCUGUGAGGGACGCCCUCCAUAAGGACGCCUUUUUAGGCCGACCCACGAACAGCCCGUUCACUGUCGUGAACGCCGACAACGCCAUCAGUUUGGCCGACGAUAACGGCCGCCUAUGGAGAGACCACCGCAGGUUCGCCUCACAGGUGCUCCGGGACUACGCCAAGGGUGGUAUGGAGUGCAAGAUUCAACAGGAGAUCCGUUAUCUCAUCGCACGUAUCGACGAGACCAGUGGUCGCUCACUGAAUGCCGGCAAACUCCUGACGCCCAGUAUGUCCAACAAUAUCUGUCACCUGGUGUUUGGCCACCGAUACGAUUAUAACGACCCGAAACGCCAGGCCAUGGAUAAGAUGCUAAACGAGGCCUGUAAGGUGUUCUCAGUGAUCGGGGUACUGGCGAUGGCACCGGCGUGGUUUUGUAAGCUAGUGUUCAGGGCCAGUGAUUUCGGCAAUAAAAGGCAGUUUGACAUCGCGUUUGAUAUAUUCGAUAAAGAGAUCUCUUCGCACCAGAAGUCGUUGUCUGCGAGCAAUAGAGUCAACGAUUAUAUCGACGGAUACUUAGCGGAGAUGGAAGUGAGACAACGAAAGGAUCACAUCUCUCAGUAUAACUUCUCCCUUCGCAGACUACAAGCCAACUGUCGGGCGUUUUUCAGCGCCGGUAGUGGGAGUGUGCGGACGACCACCGAAUGGCUGUUAUUACUGUCCGUCAGAUAUAGCGAACACCAGAAGAGGAUUCACGAAGAGAUCGAUUCUGUGGUCGGAAGAGAUCGGAGUCCCUGUUAUGCCGACAGACUUCAUAUGCCGUUCACUCAGGCGUUCAUUAACGAAGUGAUGAGAUAU
Messenger RNA from Oppiella nova, 3978 nucleotides. The record is from the annotation of a GenBank genome assembly. NCBI's taxonomy places the organism in Eukaryota, Metazoa, Arthropoda, Arachnida, Sarcoptiformes, Oppiidae.